Molecule: messenger RNA, 2439 nt
Organism: Closterium sp. NIES-65
Lineage: Eukaryota; Viridiplantae; Streptophyta; Zygnematophyceae; Desmidiales; Closteriaceae
Source: the annotation of a GenBank genome assembly
AUGAUGACAUGCGUACGGCGUGAUCGAGCAAUAUGGUUUUUUCUUCUAGUAUCGUCCGUCCUCUCUUCACUACCCUACUUCGGCCAUCCUCCCUACGCUAGACUCCUGGCCUCUGCUCAGCCAAUCAUAAGUCAGGUUGUAGCCGGCACAGACGGCAACUUCGCUGUGCAGAUUACGGUGCGAGAUGUAGCUGGGGCUGUAGAAGCUGACGUGGCAGACCUGCGGCUCGUGUGGGCCAACGGCACGGCCAUCUGGGAGGGCAAGGAGUAUGGAGACAGGUGGCAGCUUAGUCCAGGUGUCACGAUCACGCUGUGCCACGGUGGCGGGUCGCUCAUCUUGGAACGACUAUGCGACAUCGUAGUCGAGUCGCUUCGUUUCGGCCCCUUUGUGUCGUUCAACCUGCUCUGGCAACCGCCGGAUCGAGCCCCCACCAGAGACAUCUUUGGUCGAGCAGCUAUCCGGACCAAAGCCUCUCCCGGCGGGGCCGCCGUCGCCGCCGCCACAGGCGGCGAAAGCUCGCGUCUCCUGUGGUGGGGCAUCGACUCAAAGUCGGAGAGCAGCAACCGCGGCCGAACCGCGGUGCGCGCCGCGCACGCCGCGACGCCCAUGGUCAACUGGACGGCGCCGGAGCGCGACUGGACGCUACUCCCCGCGAACCUGAUGCUCUCAGGCGGCGUGGUUCUUAAUCUCGCCGACUGUUCCGCCGCCGGAUGCGCUAAGCUGCCGGCGUUCCCGCUGUCCCCGUGCGGCCCCACCGGCCCCGCCGCUUCCCCCGUGGACUCGAGCCGCACCAUGAGCUUCGGCCUCUGGUCCUUCGACUCUCGCCCCAUGCCUUGCAGAGCCGCGUGUCCCACGCUUGAGACCUUGCUGAAGCGCGGCUCGCCCUUCAUCCGGAAAUCACGCGUGCACGUGUGGGCGCUGACCGGGCUAACGGACUGCGGCACGGUGCAGCGCCUAGCGAAUCAAGCCAGCAGCGCAACCUUCCCAAGAUUCGGCCGCUACCGCGCGUACCAAGUGGCGGAGCAGCCCGCGCCCGCGCGCCUGAACGAGUCGUGGCGCUCGCUGCCGCUCGCGCUGAUGGCGCUGCACGCGCCGCUCGGCGCGCUGCCGCUGCAGAGCACGGUGGAGGCGGAGCGCUACCCGAUCCCCGACUCCGCGUGCGGGCUGCCCGCGGGGCAGGCGGGGAAGACCCCCCCGCCGACGCACUUCGUGUCGCACUUCUCAGUGGCAGGGGUGCGGUUCGCAGUGGUGGGCGUGUACAUGCUGCUGGGAGUGUCCUUCCGGGGCAGCUUACCGUGCGCAAUCAGGGAGGCGCAGGCAGUGGCCAUGGCGCGCGUGGUGCGCCGGCUGCUGCUGCGAGGGGAGGAGGUGGUGGUGAUGGGCACGUUCAAUGAUCUCGAUGGGGACCUCUCCGCAGAUUUGGAUGUGGAGAAUCUGGACCCGGUGUCACGAGUGAUGCAGAUCAUCAAGGACGCCACGUCAGAGCGUCUGAUCAACGUGGCGGCGGCGCUACCGUCUGAGAAGCGGCAGAUAGCGGCACAGCAGACCAACUUCAUCCUGAUAUCGCAGCACCUGACUGACGCCAUCAGCGUGGAGAUGCCGCAUGUGAAAGGCAUGCCCAACAGCAGCAGCCCUGCUGGCGCCGGUGGUACCAGCAGCAACAGCACACUCACCAGCGAUUCCGCCUCAGAUAAUUCCUCUGCCCCUGCACUGACCACAGCAGCAGCAGCAGCAGCAGCAGCAGCAGCGGCAGCAGCAGAUUCUGCUGAUUCGUCCUCAAGAGUAGGAGCGGGGGAGAAUGGUGCUGCUGGUGGUGACAACGGCAGUGGCGAGAGCAGCAGCCAAGAGAGUUCAGGAUUGAGCGGAGGAGCGGUGGCAGCGAUUGUCUUUUUCGUGAUCAUUGGAUUGGCUGUUGGUGCUGCUGCCGCUUUCUGGUGGCUCGGGGGUGCUAAGCUGCUUCAGAAGGAGUCGUUUAAGCGUAAGGGCAUGAACAUGUUUGUUGUUGGUGCGGGGAAACACUGGAAGCUGGGAAAGAAGAAAGGGCAUGGAGGAGGAGGAGGGAUAGGGGGGGAUGGAGAUGGGGGGUCUGAAAGUGGGGAGUUGGCAAAGGAGGAGGGGGGUGGAUACAGUGGGGAGGACAGUGGGAAGGAUGGGGAAGCUGCAGGGGUAAAGCCAAAGAAAAAGUCGUUCAUGUCGGGGUAUAAAGUGUGGAAACCCAUGGAUGCGUCGCGGUUUGUGCCGUCUCGACCAGUCAUGGCGCCUCCCUUCCAGAGCUUCCUAACAUCUCAACCGGGAUCUCCAAUAAUUGAUAACCCCGUUCCACUGUCCCGGAGGGCAGGGUGGGAUGAUAAUGAUGAUGACGACGAUGAUGAUAACUGGAGCCCCCCGCGAUUUGCUCUCCUGGAGCCACGCACUGGCUUGAGGGAGUUUAGUCAAUAG